AUGUUUUUGCAUCCGCUAGACGAUUCCUCAUCGACGUCGACUGAUCCCUUCUUUGACGCAAAGUGCAAGGCGAUCAUCACAAAUGUGAAAUCCUUUUUUGAACAGCUGAAGGCAAGACUCGGGAAGGAAUGUGCGGGGACCAUCUUCAAUGCACCGACGCAGCUGACUGCAAUUGCUUGCGGAGUUUCGACCAAUGUGGUCAGCAAGCUCAAGGUCAUCGAAGGUGUUCUACAGCCCAUCCCUAGCACCUCGUCUGCAGUCCAGAGGACCCGCAAGCAUCGUAGGCGUGCAGCCCUCGAAAAGCACGGUGACGAAUGGGGCGAUAGAGUGCGACGUCUGAUACAUGAAAAGCUUGGAGACGAGUUCAACAUCACAGUGGCGGAGCUAUGGACGGAAAUGGGGGAGACAUACCCCGAUUUUGUUCUAGCGCAGACGACAUUUUAUUACCUUCUGCGAGGUAUGGGGUUCUCGUAUAGGAAGUUAGACGGCCAGAGGAUUAUAUUUGAGAGCAGGGACAUCGUGACCAAGAGAGCAAAGUAUCUGGAGGCAGUGGAAACGCGGUGUCAGACCCAGUGUUCCGUCUAA
Messenger RNA from Cylicostephanus goldi, 585 nucleotides. The record is from the annotation of a GenBank genome assembly. NCBI's taxonomy places the organism in Eukaryota, Metazoa, Nematoda, Chromadorea, Rhabditida, Strongylidae.